This is a messenger RNA of Lineus longissimus, 8358 nucleotides long. RefSeq names its product zinc finger protein GLI4-like. Gene Ontology annotation, molecular function: RNA polymerase II cis-regulatory region sequence-specific DNA binding; DNA-binding transcription factor activity, RNA polymerase II-specific. NCBI's taxonomy places the organism in Eukaryota, Metazoa, Nemertea, Pilidiophora, Heteronemertea, Lineidae. The record is from RefSeq and is a predicted model, not a curated record. Gene Ontology annotation, biological process: regulation of transcription by RNA polymerase II. The transcript is spliced from 18 exons. Bases 256 to 5040 code for a protein of 1594 amino acids. Gene Ontology annotation, cellular component: nucleus.
AGGGCUGAUGGAGGUCUGCUUCACUCACUGAUUUCACCAAAUCUGGAGAUAAGUAGGAAGAACUACGAGUACUGUUGGAAAGUUUAUAACCAUUGGAUUGUGACUGUGAAAGAAAUUUAGAAAUAUUCGUCGGAAUAGUUGAGAAAACGCUUAGUGAAAGUUGAUGACUUUGGAUGAAGUUACUGAUGCUUUAGUGAUAUCCAUUGGACUAUACUCUGUUCUGAAAAAGUGGAUGCGUAUUUGCCAGAUGUUGCCAUGGCGACCGACACAGACGAGGGUCGGACGGUGAAAGAUGAAAUCAAAAGAAAAAAUGGCGACAAAGAAGGUCCGAUCAAGACAAAAACCGCGGACCCUGCCCGCAGCCCGGGGGCAGAGGAGCCAAGUACCACCCAGGCUGAUCGGCCGGAGACACAAGAUCGGGGCGUGGGGCCUACACCACUACCUCCACCUAUUGACAGCAUAAGACAUCCUCUACACUACCCAAGCUUAUCGCCGUAUUAUGAUCCGAGGAAUGGGCUAGUGGAUCCACAUUUUGGCUUGCCACUGUCUUAUCUGCCAUAUUCUGUCAACACACCACUGCCCAUCAAUGCCCACACUCAUGAGGGCCGGUACCACUGGCCACCAUCACACAUGUCUCUUCAUCAGCCCUACCCUGGGCUGUCGUUAAGUCCGGCCCACUCAGACGUUUCCCUCCUUGGCCUCCAGGGCCGCACAGCAAGUGACGCGCUCGCCUCCCGCCUCCAGUGGGAGCAGUAUCGGAGGACGGUGCUGCAGUCACCUCUGGCGACAAGAGGAUACAGCCCUGCCAGCUUUGCAGGCAUUCCAUCACACCUCGUCCCCAGUAACCUAGCGGCAGCGGGAGAGUUUGCGUCGACGCAGAGUCUGAGUCAGCGGAGCAUGUAUGAUGUGCCACCGACGCCAGGAAGUGGAAGCAUCACAUUGCCUGGAUCAGUAGAGAGUUCUCGUCUGACCAGCCCCCAUCCGUCGUUGUUCGGCCGCAGCAGAAAGAGGGCAUUGUCUCACUCACCAAUAUCGGACUACCUUGAUAUUCAGAGUCUCACACGAAGCUCUGAAGGAUCGCUGCAACUCACUCCUUUCGUCCAAUCAAGAAGCUCAAGUGCUGCAAGUGGCUCCUACGGUCAUUUGUCUGCAGCCUCCCUCGGUACCGCCAGCCCGGCCCAUCAGCCGCUCCCACCAAACCCGCUACUACGCCACGGCAGCAUUCCAGGGUCACCAUGGUUCCAUCCCAUGAUGCAUCCUGCUAUGUUACCUAGGCAACAGCCAAUGCACGGGCAGCAACACACGAGAGAGACAUUAUUACAGACGCCGAAUAUCAAAUAUGAAAAAAGUGAUUUACAGCUGCCAUCGACGACAGCGAAGGAUGCGUGCAGUAGUGUUGUGAGCAGCACUGUCGAGCAGACGAUUGACUCCAAACGCACAAAGAUCAAGAAAGAACCCGACACGAUGGACAUGUUUCAGGAUUCGCCUGGUACAGCGAGCUUGCCGUCGCCUGAUUCUAAGUAUGAUUUUGGCCGGAUCCCAGUGGAGGGUGAGCCAGACUUUAUCGAGACGAACUGCCAUUGGAAGGAGUGCAAUAAAGAGUAUGAGACACAGGAUGAGUUGGUCAGGCAUAUAAACCUGGACCAUAUAGCAGCGAAUAAGAAGAGUUUUGUUUGUCGAUGGGACUUGUGCAGCCGGGAAGAGAAGCCGUUUAAAGCGCAGUAUAUGUUAGUGGUGCAUAUGAGACGGCAUACAGGAGAGAAACCACAUAAAUGCACUUUUGAGGGAUGCAAUAAAGCGUACUCGCGCCUUGAGAACUUGAAGACGCAUCUUCGGUCACAUACUGGCGAGAAGCCAUAUAUGUGCGAGUUCCCAGGAUGCACCAAGGCAUUCAGCAACGCGUCGGACCGGGCCAAGCAUCAGAACAGGACACAUUCUAAUGCGAAACCUUAUAUCUGCAAAGCACCUGGUUGCACUAAGCGUUACACGGACCCCAGCUCACUGCGGAAACACGUGAAGACUGUCCACGGGCCGGAGUUUUACGCAAACAAGAAACAUAAGGGAGGAGAACCCCACAACAACAACAACAAUAGUAAAGAUCCCUCACAGGAUCAGGAUGAAAAGAAGGUCAAGGAAGAGGAGAAUAGUAAAAAGAUGGAGGAGUGUUUGGUCGUCACGGCGAUGCAGAUUGGUGCCAGUGACCGCAGGAGCUCACAGGAUAAUUCUGGUUCUGUGCGGUCGACACAGCCGCAGCAGAUGCACCACAACGACAGCGGCGUGGAGAUUAACAUGAAUGGCGACAGUCCCUUGUCAGACGAUCACAUAAACAGUGGUGGCCUCGUCAGUGCACAUGAGCUUGAGGACGAUAUCGAGAUACCAGAACCUUUGGAUGAUGAGAUUCUGGAAGGUAACCUAGCCGUGCGAAGAGCCAAUCGUAUCAACACGAACCGGACCAAGGCCAACAUGAAGAGUAAAUAUUCAAACAAUAUGAAUAUCGGCCAGAAUCUUCCGCAGCUACCGUCCAUUAAAAGUGAAAACAAGUCAAAAUGUAACAAACAGCAAUCGUUCACGGAGCUGAACCAGAAGAUUACGCAGAUUCGCCAGGGGGCGCUCAACCAGAAGCGGAUAUCAGAACUUUCAGGGUUGAAUUCUCAAGACUUGCCGGCAACCGGGGAAGGUUACCAAGGAGGACGACGGGAGAGCAACACGAGUACGAUUAGCUCAUACCUGAGUAGCGUGCGAUCUGAAGCAAGUCCCUAUCCGCCAUUCACAAGUCAAUUCUCCAGCCGCAGAUCGAGCGAUGUGUCGCAAAUCUCAGCACGGCUGAGUAUAACGAAUUCGCCGUACGAGUAUGACAUUACGGGAAAUUUGCCUGGGUACGGAAUGUCGAAUGAACAAGUGAACAGAAUGGCAUCUCAGAUGCAGAAGACAAAUCUUGGCAGCAAUACGAAUUUAUUCGUCCAAUCACAAUCGUCGAAUAUUAAUCACAUAAACGGACAACCAAACGAGUGUAUGUCUCGAUUCAUGAACAUGAACCCGCGGAGGGAGAAUGAGGGAUGGCGGUCGUGUACGCCAUCACGAACUCCCCUCCCACACGAGGUCCCAAACAACGAGUACAGGCGUGCUAGCGAUCCUGUGCGCUCAAUUGAUCCAAAUUUCUCAGCUUUACGACAACUACAGAAACGCUUUAAUAGUUUGAACACAGUGCGCCCUCUACCCGUGCCGUCAUCUAUGAAGAGUCUUCAUAGCCGCUUGAGCAGUAAUGCUAAUCUUCGCUCCUCGCAGAGCAGCAUCGCGACAAACUAUACACAGGACGAGGGCGGUGAUUUUGGAUCGCAAUAUUUCAGUGAUAAUGUUCCCAUGGAAACGUGCAACGAAGAGGAAGUUGAAGAGAAGCUUUUGGAGGAUUCGGACGAGUUGCUAAUCCCGGACGAUAUGCGCAACUUCCUUAACGAGAGAAACACAAUUAUCGAUACAAACAUGCCAUCGCCGAUGAUUAAUAAUGUUGAUAGCACAUGUAGUCCUGGUAACCAUGGCAACUGUGGACAGAUGCAGCAAGGUCAAGGUCAGGCUACAAACUUUGGCAUGAAUCCAAGUACUCAGCAGUUGAGUCCAAACGACCAAAUAGGCACGAAUAAUCCUCAGCUCAGUCCCAAUGGUCAGUUUUCGCAAAAUAGCAACCCGCAAAUGAACAUACCGAACUGUAGUGCAAGCGUUGCCAACCAGGUGACACCACCAGCAGGAACCAUGUCUGGCGGGACAGUAAUGGAUGUGUCAAGACAAUCCAAUAUGGCCGCUGAUGGUAACUAUGGUUACCAGCAAAACUUCGGGUAUCCUCAGGGCAAUAACCAUCCCAAUUUCGGGCAGGCGCCUCACAUGCAACAGUGUGGCAAUAUGCCCGUGAAUGGGCAGUGUGCGCCAAACAUCUGCUUCGGGCAGCAACCAUGUGCCAUAAACUGUGGGCAGCAGGAGAAUAUUGGGAUGACCAUGCAGCAAUCAUGUGGAAUGCAGAAUGGGCAGCAACAGUGUAUGGCCAACAUGGCAGCUAAUACUAAUGGUCAGCGUGACAGGCCACCGAAUCAGUGUAUGCCGCCACCGCCACCGCCAGGCCCCAUGCAGCCAUGCUAUCCACCGUAUCAACAACAACAAAUGAACUGCCAACCACUGCCGCCAAAUCAGGAAUUCGAAAAUCAUAAGCACAACUGUGACAGUCCACAGGUGCAGGUUCCGCACAUUAGCCAAUCACAGAUUCCACCGAAUGCAAAGACAGUUUCGCGAAAUCAGAUACGCCAGCAGCUAGCCAAUCAAAACGCAUCAAAAAUGAAACCGCAAAAUGAAAUGACCAAUCAGUUUGUUGUGCCACAGCCGCCACCAUUUAAUCGACCAAUGCCUAUGCCGCCGUAUGCUCAGCAGAAUAUGGGCGGACAACAACCGCAGAAUGUUCAAAUCAACAUGCCAAAUAUGGUGAACCAGGACCAGAAUGGCUUAACCAAUCAGAAUGGUAGCUGUCCGCCAUAUUUCAACGGAAUGCAAAUGUCGCCGGGCUGUAACCAAGUCACCAGCACAACUGAUAAAAAUUCAAAGAAUUUCAAUCAGAAUAUACCAUCUUCUGGAGCCAAUCAGAAUGGAGUGUACGUCCCUCAAGGAUCACAGUCGUUUCCACAGCAGCAGUAUGGACAGUAUGUGAACCCCGAGUACAGCUGUUCAGUGGCCGGCCAAAGUCAAGGUCAGUUCGUGCAGACGCCGUCAGAUAUGCGUAUGGAGAGUGCGAGUGCUCUAUCAAACAUGAGUGCAGGGUCCAUGGAUCGUCUGCUGGAGAACCUGGCCCCCUUGACACCUGAUGGCCUCCAACUGAUGAGUCCUUCUUCCAUGAGCCAGAAAUCGUACCGGGGCACGCCGUGCGAUAUGAAACCUGGUUCCCAGGCGUCAAUGCUUUCAACAUCAAAUAUGGUUGUGAACGACAUGAACUCCGUUUUGACACAGUUGGCAGAGGAGAGCAAAUUCAUAAUGCCAAAUCCAAAGAUGAAACAGGAAUAUUAAACUCGAUGCCUGAUAGAUAUUGUUCUGAACAUUUCAAGCAAUUAUGAUAACACUGAAAGCUUUCAAUUCUGAAACAAGGUGUAUAUUAGGUGUGUCAUUUUUGGAGCACAAUAAUACAGCAGUCAUCGAUAUCAUUUUUGCAUCUUGGCUUGGUAGGCCCACUUGGCCUUCCCAAGUACAGUGUGGCAUCUUCAACUGAAGCAUUUAUGUGUGGUUGAGUUUCAUCCCAAACUAUGCCACGAAUCUCAUUUCAGAAAUGAAGUCUUCCCUCAAAACAAAGAAUGGAGACUGAGCAUAAUUCAUAAUGGUGACAUAAGACAUGUCAUGGUGCUGUACAAAAUGUGUUUUUAGAUACUUUUAUUUUAAUGCAUCGUCAUAUUUACAUUUCUGUGCUAAGAAUCAAGGUUUUGAAUGACAAAAGUGCUGUACUGAGAGAACUCGCAGGUGUCUGAAUUUGUUUGAAUAUGGCAGACGACAGAUAAAUCUCAAAUAUUACCAUUAGAUUUAGAAUGUGCAGGAAGACAGUUCAUAUAAUUUGUUUGUUUACUGUAGAGUUUAUUGAUAAUUUCAUAUCAUAUGUGCUGGGUUUAAGACGCAAUGUCGUCGGGGGUCUCGGAGACUAAAGAUAGGGUUGUUGGUGAAAUGUUGAAGCUUAAUUUGAGGGCAAUAGUGUUCACUGAGGGGGUUGUUUUCUAUCAUGUGUCUUUCAGCUAGUAUCUGUCCAUGAUAUCUACUUACAUGAAGCAUAGAUAUAAUUCGACCGUCCUCUAAGCUUUGGCUUUCGAGGAUUGAAUCGAUUGAAUCCUGUGUUGUGGAUUUGACUUUAAGAAACCAAGUACUUUUUUAUUGUGCUUUCUCCAGAAAAUAUGUCGUCCUAGAUAUUAUCUUAUUGCAUAUCCUAUCUUUGAAAAUAUGUCAUAGAGGUCUGAUUCUAUAAGUGAUGUUUCCUGCUGCUUGUUGCUUCCGACGGACCCUUUGGACUGCCACUGUAGUGGGAAAAUGUGCCAGUGGAACAGGCCUUUCUAGGGCCUACAGUGAUACAAAAAGAGUUUGUUGUGCAUGCACUCUGAAUCUCAGUGGAAGCUCAUUGAAUUUGUGUGCCGUUUUUUUACAUGUUUGGUAUAGAUUUUUCUGCUAUAGCAGUUCAUAUUUGUAAGAAAUUUACAAGUUGCAUAAUACUUGACGAUUUUCAGUUACUGACUGAAAUAUAUCAUUUGCGUGGAUUGAGCAUAAUAAUGAUGCCCCAGCUAUUAAAAAGCCUCUGAUUUUGAAUCAGCUAUUUUGAUAUGGGGGUAUAGAAGGGAAUUCUUGCCUUUUAGGUUAAUUUUAAAUAUAGAGUAGAUAAGGACUUUGUUGGUUACUUAGAUUAGGUUUUUAACAUUUUGAGAUGCUCAUUUUAAUUGAGAGGGUUAUCAACCUGUCACAACUUUGCAUUUGUAAUGAACUCUUCCAUUUAAUUUCAUUGCCUUUUGUUGGUAAGUUCAUUAUGUAUUCUUAAGGGGUGUAAUAGAUUUUUGGAAAAUUGGUUUGAAUCUUGAUCCACAUUGUGAGACAUCCUGAUACUAAGUACAUCAUGACGUUGGUUUACUUUUCCAAGUAAAUGAAUGAUUAUGGUUCUUUUCACCAAGUACACAUGUAUAGCUGUAGUCCUACACGUAUGACUUGACUCAAAUGGUAAUACUCUAAAACUCAUUUGAGUCGCAGAUAUAUGACAUUUCAGCUUGCAUCAAUGUGUUACCUGGCCAUGGACUAGCCUUGUCUGGGAACCAGUUUUGUCUGUAUUAUAGUAGAGCAUGAAAGAAAGUCCAUGUGGUCCAAGUUUUAAUUGUUGAUUUUGUCCAUAAUGAGUGCUUAAGGAUAUUUUAUGUUGUACAUACAUAUCAUGUUAAAUGAGAUUAGGUUUGCAUGCAUUUUCCUUGUUUGAGGUUCUUUUUAUAACAUUUCAUUUCAUUUUACCUGAAAAGAUUAAGACUUAGACAUCACCUUUCCAAAUACACCUGCUGCAAGACUUGACUUGACGUUGGGGGGAGGGGCAGUAGAACACACAAAAAGGCUCAGUAGGCCUAUGCUUGGUGAGUCAAAGAUGCCAAAUGUAUGGCAUUUCUGGGGGUCGGGGUCAGGGGGUAACUUGCUUACAGUUAACUUUCAAAAAUGUAAGUGGGCUCCAACCAUAUAUUGUUGGAAGAGAGUUAUCUUUGUUAAAUUUUUGUUUGGCUAAUACCAGAUGAAGCAUUCAAAAUUUUGAGCUAAAAGUGUAUGCAUGGAUUACUUUUGAAAUGAAAUUGUGCUUUUGUGCGAAAUUAAUAGAUUUUGAUGAGGAGGAGUUGUUUACAUUGAUUGUACAUUGUAUAUAUAAAACUGCCAAAUUUAGCAUACAUUUUCGUCUUAGUUUCUAGAAACGAGAGAAUGUUAGGCCUACUGGAAAGUCUGUAUUCUUGGUUAAAAUACCUGGGUUGACACUGCUUUGAUAAUUAAUGUACUGGUACUUAACAUUUUACUGCUGAAUGACAAAUGACUAAGGGGUAAUUAAUUGAGAAUAAUGAUAAGUAGGGUUAUGUCACAUGCUGUUAGAACAAUGAUUUUCAUUGUUUGUUGAAGUGGGUUUUUUCCAAACAUACAUUUUGAGACUGUCAAUCAAAUUCACUGAGAGAGUGUUCUAAUUCAAGUCAGUGAACUAGUAUCAGAGUUGAACAAAUUGAUUGAAACAAAAUCUACAAAGGUAACAAGCAGUUCCCAUGCCAUUAUGGGUGGGUGCCAAUUCGCCUCUUUUCUGAUUAGCGCCCCAAGCGGUGAAGCAUGUUGUGGAAGGAUAAGAUGGCUGACUUAUGGGGUCAGCCUUUGAUGUUUCCAACAUCAUGUCAGUCGUUAUGGCUUCGUAAUCAAGAGAGGUUGACCCUAUAACUCGGCAGAGUUUGGUCAUUCCACUGCAAGAGGUACUCAUCGGGAAACAGGCAAGUUGUGAUGAUGGGCCAAGUGACACUCUCUGCAGCCAGAUAUUAUUCACAGCUACUGAUGGUUUGUUCCUUGGAUUGGCCAUUUUGCUUGCCAUGGCUUUACCAUGCAUUCAUGAAUGGAGCUGUGGAAGUAAAGUGAAGUGCCUAAGGUCACAAGGGGCUCCACCAUUAUAAUGUGUUCAUGCUUCUUCACAGUUUUGACCAUUCAAACCAUUCAAACAGUUUGAAGAGUUACAUUUAAGGCCACCAGGUGGCACUGUAUUUUAUCCAUUAUAUACAUUUAUAAUAACACCCUCUGUAGAUUCCCAUAGAGAUAUUAGACUAUGUUAUGUUGAUAUAGAUUCAAAUAAAAAAUCCUUUUUGA